GCAUUUCACCUACCAGAUAGGGGGAGUCCGAGCUGAGGGAUGGGAAUGUCUUGUGAUCUCUAUCAAUGAAGCGGGCUCAUUCUGCCAGCAAGGACGCACUCUCAGCCAGUAGCCCGCGCCCGGGAGGUACUGGGGACACUUGGGACAAGUGGGACCCCCCGCCUGCACUUUUCCCCUCUUCUCACCCCCCCUCCUCCUUUUCUCCUCCUACCCAAAAGCGAAACAGAACAUGAUCAAGUCAAUCAUAUGGACAUGCCUCAUUAUUCAUUGAACACAAUCUUUUUCCAAGGCUCCUUCACAUGCAGCACUCCGUGCGAGGAUCUGUGCUAGAACCUUGCAAGAGACCUCCUGAGUUAACGGCAGCAUUAGACUAGUGAUUCCAAACUCCUAGCAAAAGAGUGCAUCAAAGAUUAUUUCAGGUGGCUGUUUACAUUCCCAUUCCCUGGCUUCUUAGUUUCUUGCAACUAAAAUAAUAUUGUUGACUAUCCAGAAUGAAUUUCCCAGGUUUUUGCUCUCCAUGUGGCACAAGUGAAGGCGAUUUGAAAGUUUAGCACUGGAGAUUACACUUUAUUAUUCUGGGGAAGAGGGACGUCCUGCUAACAAGUCUGUCUUUGCCAACAAACUGACAAGAUUGUCCUUUAACCAAGCAUGCAGUUACGCUGUUAAGGCCUUGUCCUCUUUCUCUUCAGUCUCUUAUUUAAAGUCCUGCCUGGUUGAGGGAUGCGGGACCAAAAAGUGAAAGGGAUGGAAGAAGCUAGUUUGUGCCUUGGAGUUUCAUCAGCUGUGCCUGAAGUUGACACACAUCUUAACAGCACUUUGAUCAAUGGCCAGUAUUCAAUGAGUCAGAAGUUGCAUCAGAUAACUUCCCAGCUCAGUCAUGCCUUCCCAGAGCUUCAGAAUCAUCAGAAAACAGAAGAAAAAUCAGGAGCUACAAUAGAAGAAAAAAGUCAUGUGUCAAUGGCAAAUCAACCAAUCAGCAAUCAAAUGGCUUUGUUAGCCAACCAGCUGAAUCGUGAUGUUGACAGUGGUCUUAAUGGAAGGGUUGAUCUUCAGCAAUUUUUAAAUGGACAAAACCUUGGCAUUAUGUCCCAGAUGAGCGACAUAGAGGAUGAUGCAAGAAAAAAUAGAAAAUAUCCUUGCCCAUUGUGUGGUAAACGUUUCCGUUUCAAUAGUAUUUUAUCUCUUCACAUGCGUACUCAUACUGGGGAGAAACCCUUCAAAUGUCCAUAUUGUGAUCAUAGAGCUGCUCAAAAAGGUAAUCUGAAAAUUCACCUGCGCACCCACAAACUUGGAAAUCUUGGCAAAGGCCGUGGAAGAGUCAGAGAAGAAAACAGACUUUUGCAUGAGCUAGAAGAAAGAGCAAUUUUAAGAGACAAACAGAUGAAAAACAGCUUACAUCAGCCUAGACUUGAUGUGAAGCCACAGCAGCACUUACAGCAAUCUUCUUUAUCUAACUGUCAUGUAUCUGUACCAGCGAAUAAUAAUACUUCUGAUCUUUCCAGCAAAGCACCCUCUCCAAAGCCCACACUUGUCCAUGAGGAAGCAGCCACUCCAACAACUGGAUUCAGGUGCACAUUUUGUAAAGGAAAAUUUAAGAAACGUGAGGAACUUGAUCGACAUAUACGAAUAUUGCACAAGCCUUACAAGUGUACACUUUGUGAUUUUGCUGCCUCUCAAGAGGAAGAGUUGAUUAGUCAUGUUGAAAAGGCUCAUAUAACAGCAGAAUCAGUGCAAGGCCAAGGGUCAAGUGGCAAUGGAGAACAGUCGAACAGUGAGUUUCGGUGUGAGGUUUGUGGGCAAGUUUUCAGUCAGGCGUGGUUUCUGAAGGGUCACAUGAGGAAGCACAAAGAUUCUUUUGAACACUGUUGUCAAAUAUGUGGUAGACGAUUCAAGGAACCUUGGUUUCUGAAAAAUCACAUGAAAGUUCACCUUAACAAGCUAUCUGUAAAGAACAAAUCUCCAAAUGAAGCAGAGGUUCCUGUGUCCAUGAGCAGCGUGUCACAAGAGGCACAUGCAAAUUUGUAUUCCAGAUACAUAACUUGCUUACAGAGUGGUUUCAUGUCUUCAGAUAAAGCAAGCUUAAGUGACCACAGUCACAUGUAUAACAAAAAUGACCUUCCUUUAAAAGAAAAAGAAGUUCUUGGAAAAUUGCUUUCACCGAUUUCUGGCAUAGGCCAUAGUAUGACAGAUAGCGAGAAACAUUCGAUAAUUGGCUCACUCAACCUGGUGCCACCUCUAAAAUCUAGCUGUAUCGAACGAUUACAAGCAGCAGCUAAAGCUGCAGAGAUGGAUCCAGUCAAUAGCUAUCAGGCUUGGCAGCUUAUGGCAAGAGGAAUGGCUAUGGAGCAUGGCUUUUUAUCUAAAGAGCAGCAGAUGCAACGCAAUCAUGAUGAUACUUUAGUUAAUGCUGGUGUUCUCUUUGAUAAAGAUAAGAGAGAAUACAUCAUAGUAGGAGCUGAUGGUUCUAAACAGAAAAUGCAAAGUAAUCUACUUCAUAGUUCUAAAAUGUGCAGUCAUAGAGAUGUGCCAUCCAAAUUAGACCUAUUAGAAAGUACCAGAGAUUACCUGUCACAUAAUAUGAACCAGCUAGACUAUAAUAUGCAAAGUCAUGGAAGCUUAAAAGAUAAACCAACUGAGUGCCCUGACUGUGGGAGGGUUUUCAGGACAUAUCACCAGGUUGUUGUCCACUCACGAGUGCACAAAAGAGAAAGAAAAGAAGAUGAAGAGGCUAUUCAGAUGAGCCUUGAAGAGCGACGGGGAUCAGGGAGUGACCAAGAAUCUCAGUCCAUGAGCAGAUCUACAACCCCAGGUUCAUCCAACAUUACUGAAGAGAGUGGGAACGGUGGAGCAUUAUCACAGGCAGGAAGUGCACAGGAAGACAGUCCUCAUCCUUCAUCACCAUCUUCAUCAGAUAUGGGGGACGAAGCUGGAAGAUGUGUAGGAGCACAGCAACAAGCUAUGAUGAGAGACAGAAACCUUGGCUCUGCCAUGAAGGACUGUCCUUACUGUGGAAAAACAUUUAGGACGUCACAUCACUUAAAGGUGCAUUUGAGGAUACAUACAGGUGAAAAGCCAUAUAAGUGUCCUCACUGUGACUAUGCAGGCACUCAAUCUGCUUCCCUGAAAUACCACCUGGAACGCCAUCACAGAGAGAAGCAGAAUGGGUCUGGUCCCAUUCCUGGACACCCUCAAAAUCAGGAGCAUAAAGAUGAAACUUCAAGCAAAAAUCCUCUUUUUAUGAGACCUGAUAUACUCAGAGGAGCAUUUAAAAGCCUCCCUGGAAUAGAUUUUCGAAGUGGUGCCUCACAGCAGUGGCCAUCAGGAAUGCUGCCUUCUGGAGAUCGUCAAGGCCAAUCAAGUGCUAUCAGUUCUGAUGCUUCUAUAGAAAUUCUGAAAAAGUCAGAUAUAUCUUCCAAGGGUUCUCACCUUUCUGAAAUAGGAAGGGCAUAUCAGAACAUUGUUGGAAAUGGUGUAAACUUCCAGGGCUCUUUGCAAGCCUUUAUGGACAGUUUUGUGUUAAGUUCUUUAAAGAAAGAAAAGGAUCUUAAAGAGAGGGCCCUUCUGCAUUCAAUGCCUGUAAAAACACAGAGGUCAGAGAAUAGUGAUGGGAAACUAGAAAAUAAAACCCCUCAGAGGAAGAUGGAAAAAUCUCAGUAUGAACCUCUCGACUUGUCUGUGAGACCAGAUGCACCAUCUCUUCCAGGCUCAUCUAUAACAGUUCAAGAUAAUGUUGCUUGGCAUGGGUGCUUGUUUUGCUCUUUCACUACUGCCUCCAUGGAACUUAUGGCUCUCCAUCUCCAAGCAAACCAUCUAGGAAAAGCAAAGCACAAGGAUAAUAUGAUUGGAGCAUCAGAGCAAAUGAAAGAUCAUAUAAGGGAAUCUUUGGCUGCAGUAAGCAAAGCAGUAGCUUCCUCUUCCUCUAUACAGUGUGGUAAAGACCUGAUGGCAGCCAAAAUAGGUGCACUGCAUUCAUCUGACAAAAUCCUACAACAGGGAAAUAAAGACACUUUGGCAGAGCAGGAAAGGGCCUCCUGGUCUAGUAACAUGGACGCUACCUUCAAUACCUUUUCAAAUGAAUUCUAUAAACAGUUUGGUGUUUAUGCUGGUAUGGCUGGGACCAAUAAUCACAAUUCUUGUUCAAACAUGGACAUUGACACAAAGUCUCAACCUGAAGAUGAUUCCAAUAUAAUUCAGUGUGACUCUGUAAAUACAGCUGCUACUGAUGAUCUGUCUGAUGAAUCGUCAUCUGAAGAUAUGGAAACUUGUAAAGAGGAUGAAAAUGAUGAUGAGGAAAUUGAAACAGAACAAGAAAUUAUGAACAUAACAGAUGACCUAAACAAGGAAAGUAAUGAAGAGGAGAGCAUACUUAACUCAACUGCUGUAAAAACAGCAGAAGAACUUGUGUCACCGACAGCACAAGUCAUAGACAAGCAGUGGCAUUCAACACUUUCCUUAUCCCAUGAAACAUCACAAGAUUCUAUGAAACCAGAUCAAGAGGUUUUGGAGAAGCAAGUCAACAUGCUUUCUGUCCUGAGAGCCUAUAGUUCUGAUGGCAUGGCAGCUUUCAAUGGACUUGGAAGCAGCUCAGUAAAUAGUGGAUGCAUCAAGAGACCAGAUAUAUGUGACAUCCAGGACGGCCAUGGGGACUACGAUGGCUCCUAGUUUUGCUAAUCUGUAUGUUACACAUUUUGAGGCAUGGGGGGAUUUGAUGUACCUCAGUCUCAGAUUGUUCUGUGGCUUAGGUGUCUUGAUGAUGUGCUUCUGAUGUGGGAAGGAACCGAAGCUUUACUAGCUUCCUCCUUGUCAAGUAUUUAUACUAUUGUUUAACCAGAUGUGAGUUACAGAUUUUCAAGAGGAUGUUGGGUUUUAAAAAGACUAUUAUUAAUCAAGGCUUCUCCUGUGCAAUUGAUUUAAAUUGUUUCAGCUGGAUUGCUUAAAUGGGCAUUAAUGCUUAGAGCAUAAUGUUACAUUUACAAAUAUGUUUAUAAACUUUUUAAUAUUUUGCUAAAACUUGAAAUAUGUAAUCUUGCAUGUGAUAUUUAACAGCAGAGUGUGAGAAGCCAUUUUGCUUUGCAAUACUUACUUCUAGUGAGGACUGUACAUUUUAUUAAGGACAUAGAAGAAAUAGGUAGUGCAAGCAAAUAUAUAGAAUCCUCUAACAAGCUGAGUAUUAUUGUCCAUUCUUUCGAUCUGUGCUGACAAAGUAAAUAGCAAAAGAGAAAUUAGAAAAAUUCAAGUGUUUGUCUUUCUCAAGGAAUAAAUAAAUUGGAAAAUGAUGUUACAUGAUAGUAGUAAAAAACAAUGUUAUUUUCAGAAAUUUAUGAAUGUAUUUUAUGUAGUUACUAAAUAGCUACAAAUACAAAAGAAACUCCAAGUGUACUUAUAAAUACUCCUGAUAAAGGUAUUUGUCAUGGUUUUAAGGCAUGUAGAUAUGUUGCCCUGAAAAAGGCAGUUACAUGCAACUGAAAUUUCCCGAAGUGCAUGAAAGGGAAGAACAUAUUAAAUUUAAAUUAAAACAGGCUUUCUUUUUAUCUCAGGUCAUAUCCAUCACUGGAGAUACAUUUUUAGGCAUGCUAUCAAAUACGUGCUUUAAAAAUGAAUGUGUAUAGUUAUGGCAAGAGAAUAACGAAAGCCAUGUUUUAUAGUACUUAAAAAGGGUCAAAUUUGUCAAAUACAAAUCAUAUCUUAUCUGAUUAUAAUACUGUUAGUAUUGUAUUUGUAGAUUGCUGUUUUUGUAAUCUAAUUUAUAUUUGGAAAAAAUGGAAGCCACUAACCAGGGUAGUGAAGCAUGUAAAUAAUAUCAGAAGCAUUCCACAAUUUUUGCUAAUAAUAUUGGUUUAUUACAUAAUAUGGAAAAAUCUGUGAGUGUAAACCAGUUUACGUUUUGAGCAAAAUUUGAGGACAGAUUCAGUAUAUAGGUCUGAUACACAAAUAAUAUUGGCAACUAUCUCUAUCUACUCUAUCAAAAGUAAUAUUUAUUGAAUCAGUCUCAUGGCUGCUAGGUUUCCUGGACGUCUUAAACCUGCUUUUUUGAUAAUUUUCACAUUUUUAAAUUGGUCACUGUUUGUAUAUAUGGAUGUUAAUGUAUUUUUCAUUGUAUUAUAUUAUGCAUUUUACAUAUCAUCGGGAGAGCCACAUGUACCGUAGUUAAACUUCAAAAAGUAUUAACAAAUCAAGAGUGGCAUAACAUGAUGUGCUGAAGAUUUGCAUUUACAUGAUGCUCAACAGUGAGAUUGCACCUAUCAAUGACGUCAUCCUUUGUAAUGAUAUGGACUGAUGAUCAGUUACUCAACUGGAGUGGCGGUUGGGACAUGUGAGAGGCCUUAAUCUUGAUGUCAGAUAAUUCCUGUUGUGUUUAUAUUGGUGGCAUGUGACAGCCAUUCAUUUGUCUAUUAAAAAGACCCAGAGACUCAUUUGGACAUUAAAUUGUGUAUGUUACUAAUGUAUUAUUAUAUAAAGUGCUUUGGUAUUCACCUGGAGUACUCCAUUCAUUUUUUUUUUCUCUUGUGUCUGUUAAGAUGUGUCCCCACUAGCUGUCUGAACCUCCAUUCCUGGAUAACUCAAGUUUGAUUGUUGCAAAUACCCUGUAACACAAUGCACUGGUUGUCUUUGAUUUGUCUUUCUCCAUUCUGUGAUUGUUAUUCCUAAAUUGGUGUGUUGGAAGGAUAUAUUUGGGUGUACAACACUUGUAUAGUGAAGACAAAAUAGAAUUUUGUAACUUACAGACUGUUCAUUAAAGUGUGGUUCUUCCACUUAAAAAAAA
Xenopus tropicalis (tropical clawed frog) is the source of this 6763-nucleotide messenger RNA. It is a transcript of the gene znf536, whose product is annotated as zinc finger protein 536. Lineage: Eukaryota; Metazoa; Chordata; Amphibia; Anura; Pipidae. Gene Ontology annotation, cellular component: nucleus. Gene Ontology annotation, biological process: regulation of transcription by RNA polymerase II. The record is from RefSeq and is a predicted model, not a curated record. The transcript has 10 exons. The coding region runs from base 721 to 4662 and encodes 1313 amino acids. Gene Ontology annotation, molecular function: RNA polymerase II cis-regulatory region sequence-specific DNA binding.